ACCCACUUCCUAACCUCGCACAGAGCACUCCUCCGUAAGAACCCUUCAUGGAGAGUGAGCCACAACGCUACUAAUAAUCACUCAGAGCUUGCGAAACAGGAACUCCCUCCAGCACCAGCUCCUGCACACUUUCCCCAACACCCGGGCCACUCCCACCGGUUGUUCUAACUUCAACAAACCCGAUAUCGAUACGCCGGUACAAAAAUACCGGAUCAUUCAGUCAACCUCUGCGUCCUGCUCUGUAUCCGCCCGCGAAGAUGCCGGAUCUUACUUCAUCUCAAACCAAGGGUGGCGGUAGUCUCGCUCGGGAGGACAGUGCGUCAAGCAAAAAAUCCAAGGAAUCGGUCUUCUCCGAGGGAUCCUCCCUCUAUCCCCCAAGUGCCAAAAAGUCUUUCAAAAAACACAAGGACACCGUCGACGAUAUUAUGAGCGAAAUCGGACAACUUCAGAUUUUCAAGUCAGGAGAUGUGCCCUUGGAGGAUUUGUUGGCAAGACCCGAUAUCCCCGAGAAUGCUACCAUCUUGCAAGAUUUUCGACAGGGCGUUAAAUCCGGUGAUAUUACAUCGCCAGUCUCUUCUCCCUGUACGCCUUCCUCCCCAUAUUACAUUUCAUGCCCCUCUAACAUUCGACCGCAGCCGUCUCCUCCAUCGUCCCUGUUAAGCCGCUACCCGAGCUUCCUGCGAGACCCAGAAAAUUGCAGCGACGUCAGAGAAAAGAUUCGGUCAAGACCCCUGUUCAUGGCGGUAUUAUAUCAUCCCCUCUCGAAGCUUCGAUGGACGUUCAUCCCGGUGAGAUUACGCGAGCGGUUACUGUGGCCGACGGCGUUCUUCAAUACAGCCCUUAUGAAUCCUUACGCUCGUAUAAGCUAUCAGAGCCCACUGUUGAGGAGGAUGGUACGCCGUUUUCCCGUCUGUAUCCGUAAAGUGAACAAUAUGUACUAAAGUGAACAGAGAAAUUGUCCGCCGAUCUCGUCGCUCAAAUUAACAAAAACACCAAGCGUGAAGGCGAGCCCACUACGCAGACCCGGGACAGCUAUACUAGUGUGUCCUCGGCUGAGUGCUCUGAGGGAACGCCUGCCGAUUUGUCUCCGGAACAGCUUCUUGCCGCCCGGAAGGAAAAUACCGAGCGCUAUGGAUGGUAGUGAUUCAACGGUUCUCUUUUGUAAAGCUUUUCUAUCAAGUUAUGGUCUUGUGUCUUUCGGAGAUGAUAUCCAACUUUUCCCACCAAAUUGGUAGAAUCCAAAUACUGGCUGGGUCGGGAUAACAGGUUGGAAAAAAUAAUUCUGUGCGGUUAGUCGAACGCUAUGUAAUUAGAAGCUCUCGAAUAUACAAGCUAUUCAGC
Molecule: messenger RNA, 1341 nt
Organism: Tuber aestivum (summer truffle)
Lineage: Eukaryota; Fungi; Ascomycota; Pezizomycetes; Pezizales; Tuberaceae
Source: the annotation of a GenBank genome assembly